GAAUGGGUGUAAAGGUCAAAGUCUAUUAUCAGAGCAAUAAGAAUAAUUGAAUUUAAAAAAAAAAAAAAAAUCAUUCUACAUCAUUGCAUGUACAUAUUUUAGUUUUAUUUGAGCCUUGUAAAAAUAUUCUCAAAAUUCUGCUAACUGUGGUUCGCGAGAGAGUUCUCCGGCGUAGGCGUAGGCCAUUGAAUUGCCAUUGGCUGCGCCUAGAGAUGUUGGCGUAGAUCGUAUUGUCAGUAUUGUAGACUGUAGACUAAAAAUAUUAGUAAUAUAAAAAUAAUUAUACUAUAAUUUACCUGACGUUGUUUAAUAAAAAUAAUGUGAUAAAAGGGCCUAUUUUAUUCAAAGAGUUCAAGGACAAGAGGCUAAUAGUGAUGCUGAUAUAUAUUAGGCCUAAUAAUUUAAUAUCUAAUAAAUAUUAUUACUAGGCCUAGCUGAGAAUUUUUAUAAAAUGGCAGCAGUACUGAAACAUUGGCGAGAAGCAGCAACCUUGAUUCUAGUUACUUCUACAAAUCUAACAAAAAGAGGAACUCGCUUGAACUUAACGAGUACUUCAGUUUCUAAACCAAAAAUGGACGAACUGAAUAAUACCAACAAAACAAUGCUGAUUACUGAGCAGGAGCUAUUCAUGGAUAAUUUUGAGGUCUUAAUGCUUAAGAGAAGUGGAAAAAGUAAAUUUAUGCCAAAUGUUUAUGUCUUUCCUGGCGGUGUUGCUGUAGACUGUGACUUCUCAUCUCAGUGGUUACCGGUUUUUAAUAAAUUGGGUUCAGAUGUGUGCCAAAAACUUUUCUGUUCCAUUUCAGUGGGAUCGCCUAAAGCUGCUCCAAUGUUUACUCGACAAAGAGAUUCGGCUUUCUCCUCCCUCCCCUCUGAAGUAGCUUUCCGCAUUUGUGCUAUUAGAGAAACCUUUGAGGAGUCUGGAGUAUUAUUAGCACAGCCAGCUCAGAAAUCAUUGAAUCAAAUACACUCCCAGAGUAGGAGUUUAAGCCCUGCCCUAUUACAUGAGGAUGCCAACGUUAUCACUCAGUGGCGAGAGCGUGUCAACAAAGACCCAAAUGAAUUUCUGAAAAUGUGCCUGGAGCUAGACCUAGUACCAGAGGUGUGGUCAUUGUAUGAAUGGUCAAACUGGUUAACUCCUACAAUGGAUACAAACAAUAACCGCAGAUUUGAUACAGCAUUUUACAUCUGUUGUGUGGAUCAUAAACCAGCAGCAGCAGUUGAUUCAGGGGAAACAGUAAAUGCUGUGGUAAUUAUUACACCAUAGAUAUUAUUGGUAUUUUUACAACAUAUUCAUUAUUGGUCAACUCAUUGGGCUAUCACUAUCAGCUAAUUGUUACUAUAUUUCAUUUACUAUUUUGGGAUAAAAACAAUAUUGUUCAUGUAUUUAUUAAAUGCAGGAGAGUUUUAGCAAAAUUAAAAUUGUUAUAAUUUAGAUAUUUUGCUUUUUUUUAAAUAAAAAAAAAGAAUUUACAGAGCUUAAUCAUAAAAUUGAAUGUCUGCAUCCAUAAAUAACAUCACACUAUUUUACCCCUCCUCCCCCCACCCACAGAUCUGUGACAUCAUUUAUAGAUAUCCCCUUUUGGUCUUUAGUAUAAGUCAACCCCUAAAUAUGUCCUGAAAUAAUUCCAGAAUUGAAUUAUCUACUUAUUUUAAAAAGUUAUCAGGUAAUGAAACUAAAUUUGAAACAUUUUAGAAUCUUUGUCUUUAAAAUAAAUAUGAAAACUGUAAGAAAUAUUCAAACAUUGAACAAAAUUAAAAGAAUCUUAUCAUUAAGUAGUUCAAUCUAAAUGAUAGUUCAAUUUAAAUGGUUUAGCAUUAUCACUUUUUUUGCUUUCAUUCUGAAGUGGGCAUCACCAAGCUCUUUACUGUGUGCACACUUCAAGCAGAAAGGUGUGAUGGCGCCCCCACAAGUGUAUGAGCUCUCGAGGCUUGUCAACUUGAAAUCAGCAAGUGAUAUUCUGAUCUUAGUGUCUGAACCGAAUCGUGAGAGGGUGGAGAGAUGGAUGCCUAUAGCUGCGGUUUGCCAAGAUGCAAAAAUGUCAAUUAUGCCAGGUAUUGCCCUUUAUAACGCUUCUUAAAAAAUCAUUUGAUAGUUGAAUACUUAUGAAAAUCAACCAAUAUGUUUUACAGAAAAGUAAAUUGUCCAGAAUCAUCCCUGUCAACGUGUACAUGAUAGUUGAAAUUUUUCCCACAUUUUUGUAGACCGAUUUUUAUUCCCCAUAGGCACUUAGUACCUUGUUUUCAUAAGUAAACAUAUUUUUAAGUACGUAGACAAUGUGACAAAGAGUGCACCAACCAUGAAUUAUUUUUAGAUUUUUUGUAAUCUGUUUUCUUACAAUUUACAAUCAUUCUAUUGGAUAAAUUUUCCUCGCACAUAAUAAUAAUAGUGCAACAUUAUAUACCAAACCCCUCUCAGAAAUUCAGUGUUUUAUGUUUUAGCAAUACCGUCUCAUAUUUUAAUAAAUUACUAUCUCAUUAAUAUUAUCUUGUAUUUUAAUAAAUGGCCAAUAAUUAUCUAAUAUUUCAAUGACGGGUGAGUCUAAACCUCCACUAACAUUUCUUUGGCAGUUUCGACAAGACUCAGUUGGGACAUCUCCAGUGGUAAAGGCUUCAAGGUCUUUGCUCUUUAUUGCCUCUUGUCUUUGCUCUUUAUUGCCUCUUGUGCUCUGCACAGCUGUUCUGUUGGCUUUCUCUUUCCUGGAGUAGUUGUGUGCUAAAGAGCACCGUGAGGCUCCAUUCCUCACUGUUUGUUCCAUUGCGUCUGGGUACAUGGCGAUCGCUUUCAGUGAGGGUUCAGGAAGUCUUAAAAUUAUUUUCUCUGACCUCAUUCUGACCAUAAAAUAUUUUUAUGGCAGCUGAAGUGUCUGUGGCCUUGAUAUGGAGCGACUUUGCUUGGUGCUUGUAGAAUGUCCACAUUUGACAAGGUGCUGGUAGAAUGUCCACAUUUGACAAGGUGCUGGUAGAAUGUCCACAUUUGACAAGGUGCUGGUAGAAUGUCCACAUUUGACAAGGUGCUGGUAGAAUGUCCACAUUUGACAAGGUGCUGGUAGAAUGUUCACAUUUGACAAGGUGCUGGUUAUGUUGUUCGUCCGUCGAAGUCGACAAGGACCAUCGAAUCAUCCGGUUAGGGGCGGGCAGGGGGGGGUGGGAUUACGGUGAGCUCUUAGGUGGCUUGCUAGACCGAUCCUUGCUCGGAAUAAUCUAUGACACUGUGGGCAUGGAAUAGUUGCUUCAGGCGAUGACCUAAUGUUGCUCUUUCGGACAAGCCUGCGUGUCUCAGCUGCGGUUAUUCUCUUAGCUUCAUGGGAUUUUGCCCCCUUCUUGACAGCAGCUCUCCAUCUGGCUCUGUCCUGGGCUGUCUGCAUCCAUUGAGUAGGGUUUAUGCUGAAGGCCUUUAGUGCCACUUUCAGUGAGUCUUUGUAACGCUUUCUUUGGCCUCCUUGGGAGCGCUUGCCUAUUGUGAGUUCUCCAAAGAAUAUUUGUUUCGGGAGCCGGUGGUCUGCCAUACGGGCUACGUGUCCCAUCCAACGGAGCUGAGACUGCAUCAGAGUGGUGAAGAUACUAGGUAGGUUCGCUCUAGUGAGGACAUCGGUGUCGGGGACUUUGUCUUGCCACCUGAUGUCGAGGAGUUUCCUGAGGCAGGUAGUGUGAAAAUGAUUCAGUUUCUUGGCGUGACGCUGGUAGACAGUCCACGUUUCACAUCCAUAAAGCAGUGUCGGGAGGACUGCUGCGCUAUAGACCUUGAGCUUUGUUUCUCGACUGAUACCUCUCCUGUCCCAAACAGUGCUGCGGAGCCUGCCAAAUAGGGCACUAGCUUUUGCGAGUCUGCCAUUCAUUUCAUCAUCCAUGACGACAGAUCUAGAGAGGGUGCUGCCCAAGUAAGUAAAUUUAUCCACCGGGUUGAGACGCUGUCCACUGAUGAUGAUGUUGGGUUCAACGUAGGGCUUACUGGGAGCUGGCUGAUACAUCACCUCAGUCUUCUUUGUGUUGAUUGUGAGGCCAAAGUUAUUGCAGGCCUCUGAGAAGAUAUCAACACUGUGUUGCAUGACGGCUUCUGAUGGAGCAUUAAGGGCACAAUCGUCUGCAAACAGAAGCUCGUUGAUCGUGGUAUGUUUGACCUUGGUUUUAGCUUGAAGCCUCCUAAGGUUAAAUACUGAUCCAUCAGUACGAAACCGGAUUGGCAAGCCCAUGGUGGAGUCCUUGAACGCAUCAGACAGCAUUGCGGAAUACAUAAUACUGAAGAGUGUGGGAGCAAGAACACAACCCUGUUUUACACCGUUUGUGACGGGGAAUGCUGGAGAUGAUUGACCGUUGUCCUGUACUCGGGCCAUCAUACCAUCAUGCAGCUGAGGGAUGAUGUUUGUGAACUUGUCUGGGCAUCCGUAUUUCUUCAUGAUUUUCCACAAGCCAGCUCUAUUGACCCUGUCAAAGGCCUUCUUCAAGUCGAUAAAUGUAGUAUAUAGGUCUUUAUUUUGUUCCUGGCAUUUCUCUUGAAGCUGUCUAGCAGCAAACACCAUAUCGAUGGUUCCGCGUUUUUUCCGGAAACCGCAUUGACUUUCGGGUAGGAGACCUAGCUCCAGAUGUGCAUUCAGGCGGUUCAGAAGGGCUCGGGCCAAGAUCUUGCCUGCAAUGGACAGUAGUGAAAUUCCGCGGUGAUUGUCGCAUGCCUUGCGGUUACCUUUGUGUUUGUACAGGUGGAUGAUUGAGGCAUCCUUGAGGUCUUGUGGUACAGUUUCCGUCUGCCAGAUGAUUUGGAAUAAGCCAAAUAGCUUAUCCGUCAGCGCUGGUCCACCCUCCUUGUAGAUUUCGGCAGGAAUCAUGUCGGGGCCAGGUACUUUGCCAUUGGACAUUUUGCGGAUCGCUGUCUGUAUCUCAUCAAAAGUUGGGACGGCGUCCAGUGAAUUGUUCGUUGGGACCUGGGGGAGUCUUUCAAUGGCCUCAUCAUUAAGGAUGGAAGGUGUAUUGAGCACACUUUCAAAGUGUUCCGCCCAUCUUUCCAAGAUUUUCUCUUUGUCUGUAAUGAGCAAAGAACCAUCAGCACAAAGGAGAGGGGAAGAGCCUGAGGUGGAGACACAUUUGACAAGGUGUUGGUAGAAUGUCCACAUUUGACAAGGUGCUGGUAGAAUGUCCACAUUUGACAAGGUGCUGGUAGAAUGUCCACAUUUGACAAGGUGCUGGUAGAAUGUCCACACUUGACAAGGUGCUGGUAGAAUGUCCCACAUUUGACAAGGUGCUGGUAGAAUGUCCCACAUUAGACAAGGUGCUGGUAGAAUGUCCACCUUUUACAAGCCUAGAGUAGUAGAUUGAACAAAACUAUCUUUUAGAGUUAAAGUUUAGUUGGAGUGGUAUUCUCUUAUAUUAUACAUUGGUAGACAGUAGUCUUAAGGUUACACUGGCUCUGACCAUAUGAAAGUUUCUCUUUCUGUAAAUAGUAGCAAUCUCUGACUAUUUAUGAGACAUUGAUAGCACUUUGUGACAAUGGGCUGAAAAGCUAUGUUAUGAGACAUUGAGAGUGACACAAGACACUGAACUGAUUUAAACAUCAAGAAACUUCAUGUACUUUCCAGAGUUUUUUUUGCAGAUGAGCAGAUGACCGUCCACUCUUUGGUGAAUCAGAAGCUAAUAUGCAACACAAUAUUUCACAUGUUUGUAAUGCUUGGAAAACCUGUUUGCCUACUAUGUAUACAGUCAAGACUAAGAAUCUGCAUCAGAUCAUGGAAAGCCUGUUUGCCUACUAUGUAUACAGGCAAGACUGAGAAUCUGCACCAGCUUAUGGAAAGCCUGUUUGCCUUCCAUGUAUACAGUCAAGACUGAGAAUCUGCAUAGCUCAUGGAAAGCCUGUUUGCCUACUAUGUAUACAGGCAAGACUGAGAAUCUGGACCAGCUUAUGGAAAGCCUGUUUGUCUACCAAUUAUACAGGCAAGACUGAGAAUCUGCAUCAGUUCAUGGAAAGCCUGUUUGCCUACCAUGUAUACAGUCAAGACUGAGAAUCUGCAUCAGCUUAUGGAAAGCCUGUUUGCCUACCAUGUAUACGAGCAAGACUGAGAAUCUGCAUCAGUUCAUGGAAAGCCUGAUCCUCAAGCUGAGACAAAGACAUUUAAUGACAUUAGUUUUUAUAAAUGCUUUAAAGCAGUGGUUCUCAACCUGUGUGUCAUGACCCCUUUGGCCGUCGAACAACCCUUACUCAGGGGUUGCCUAAGACAAAUCAGAAUACACAUAUUUAUGAAGUAACAACUAACAUAAUUUAAGGGUUAGGAGUCAUCACAACAUGAGGGAAUGUGUUAAAGGGUCGCCACCUUAGGAAAGUUGAGAACCACUACCUUAAAGGUUUUUUUUAUGAGUUCAAAAAUCUUUCUUUGCUGAUGAACCCAAGCAUAAAAAUUCUACUUUGCUGAAAGUUAAACAUAAAAUGUUUGCUUAAUUUGUUCAGGAGAUGACUUGUAUCCCCAAGAGCCAGUCCUUGAGUCCCAGGAACUUCUUACUUUCAAACAAACAUUAGCACAACUAAGUCAGGACUACCCCAACCAACACAGAAUCAUCUAUGGUUCUCAAAGUUUACUCCAAGGUGAUCUCAAGAUAAAGGUGUCUAUUCCGGCAAAGAAAGGUCACAUACUGCCAGAUGAAGACGUACUGGACAAGUUUAAGAUGAAUGCACAACUUUAAAGCUAAAAACUAAAAAUAUUUUGUUGGUUAAUUGAUGUGAAUAUGUAGGUCAUUAAAUUCAACAAAAAGCAGAGGUCAUUACAUUCAAGGAUAUACAGAUGUCAUUAGAUUCAAUAAUCAGUUAAGUUUCUCUUCACUUUAGCUAAUUUCUACUUAUUGUUAUAAAUU
Messenger RNA from Lymnaea stagnalis (great pond snail), 6831 nucleotides. Lineage: Eukaryota; Metazoa; Mollusca; Gastropoda; Lymnaeidae. The record is from the annotation of a GenBank genome assembly.